This is a messenger RNA of Aspergillus lentulus, 519 nucleotides long. RefSeq lists its product as uncharacterized. Lineage: Eukaryota; Fungi; Ascomycota; Eurotiomycetes; Eurotiales; Aspergillaceae. The record is from RefSeq and is a predicted model, not a curated record.
AUGUGGCCCAGAUAUCAGGUAGAUCCUUGCGCCGCGUUGGAUCGCGAAGGUUUCUGUUUCUGGAUGACCUUCAGCUUCAUCUGCGGUCGGUGUGGGGUCUUUGUGAGUGGCUUCAUCAUGAUUCUGUUCAAGACUCACGCGGACAUCGCAAAAUCCUGGCUGGAGGAUGGAUUUGCAAGCGAGUUCGGCAACUUGAGAUUAUGUUACGACGUCCCUGAAGCCGAAUCAACCCAGAACGUCCUUCCCGGAGGCUGGCAGUGGCCUCGCAGCCGGAUGGCUCGCCAAAGGGGUGUCACUCUGGGUCCGAAGAUUCGCUUUCCAAAUGACCAGAAUGGCAUUCCUGUGCCCACCCAUGCCUUCGUGACUUUCAGAACCAUCACCACCUCGCCUAUGCUUCGAAUUGCAAACUGGUACGCACAAAUUAAAAGGAAGCUGGCUAGAUUGCACCCAUCAGAAGAGGCUCGGAUGAGCCAGCCGUUGGGACACCCCGGCAUCAACCAACGAGUAAUUCGCCCUUAG